UCUGUCCAGAUCAGGAAUCAUCACAAGUUGCAGUUUUUGAAUGGAGAAUUAUGACCGGAUAAAAGUGGUCUAAAGUUUCAGAUUUGUUAAUGAUUUUUUUUUUCUCUCAAAACUGUAAAGAUUAAUUAUCCAGGUUUUGAUUGAAAUGAAAAUGAUCCGACAUCUACAAUUUUUAAUUCAAAGGAGGUUUAAGUUGACACUUCUGGCACUUCUCUUCCUUACUUUUAUGAUGCAUUUUGCUCUGGAUCUUUUUUCUAUUUCAACUACAGUUUCAUGCUCUUGUCCACCUCAAAACCACCCUAGAGCCAAGAUACACAUGGUAAGGAAAUCACCACUUGUAAGAGCCUUGCAAGACUUUAGUGGCAGUAAUGGGUCCUCGGUGGAUGGAAGUCAGAUGGUGAAAGUUUCAGAAGCAAGUCCGAAAACUGUGAAGGAGCCAUGGAAAAGAUAUCAAGGAUCAAAACUAGCAUCUCUUUUUCAACAUCCUCUCUAUAAUUCCCUAAUGCCAAUAAUCAAGGAAGAGGACAAGCUUUUUAGAGUUAAUGCUGAGGAACGAUUUACGCUGAAAGGCAGUGGGAGUAACGAAUGGAUUAGUGCUGGAAUGGAGUUUGUGCUUCCCACAGGAGAAACAGCUGCUGACACUUAUCCAACCUGGUUGAAAUUUCACAUAGGCAUCAACCGCUAUGAGUUAUACCCAAGACAAGACCCUCUGGUUUCCAUCCUGCUCAAAGAAAUGUCUACUCAGCAUAUUCUUAAUUCUGUUCAGAAACCGGGUGGAACACAGCUUAAACUUCUUAUGACUUUCCCAAAUUAUGGCCAGGCGUUAUUCAAACCUAUGAAACAGGAGCGUGAUCAAGAGACUCCUCCAGAUUUCUUUUACUUCUCAGAUUUUGAGAGGCACAAUGCAGAAAUAGCAGCAUUUCACUUGGACAGGAUCCUGGAUUUUCGUCGGAUUCCACCGGCUGUUGGACGUUUGAUCAAUAUCACCAAGGAUGUCAGAGAUAUUACCACAGACAAGAAACUGUUCAAAACCUUCUAUAUCUCACCAGCCAAUAAUGUUUGCUUCUAUGGUGAAUGCUCGUACUACUGCUCCACAGAACAUGCUCUGUGUGGUAAGCCUGACCUUCUAGAGGGCUCUCUGGCUGCUUUCUUACCAGAUGCCGCACUGGCCAAAAGGAAAUCCUGGCGCAGCCCUUGGAGACGAUCAUACCAUAAAAAUAAAAAGGCAGACUGGGAGCUGAACACCAAUUAUUGUGAAACAGUAAAGGUGACACCACCAUACAACGAAGGAACUAGACUUCUGGACUUGAUAGAUCUUUCGAUACUGGACUUCUUUAUGGGAAAUCAAGAUCGACAUCACUAUGAGACAUUUGAAAAAUUUGGAAACAAGACUUUCCUCUUGCACCUGGACAAUGGGAGAGGGUUUGGACGUCACUCAUAUGAUGACCUGUCUAUUCUUGCCCCUCUUCAGCAGUGUUGCAGGAUUAAGAAGUCUACACUGCAACGGCUUGAGCUGCUUCAUACUGAACCAUAUCGCUUGAGUGAUGUCAUGCGGGAAUCUCUUUCAAUGGACCCUCUCAACCCCAUCCUGUCAGAACCACACCUUUUAGCCCUUGAUCGUAGGCUGGGCAUCAUUCUCAAUGUUGUCAGAGAGUGUUUUAAAAAACAAGGCCAACAUCGAGUGGCCUUUGAUGACCUGGCCAAACUCUACAGGGAAAGAAAGUUGUAAAUUUGGGAACUGUCUUUAAAAUAGCACUGAACUUGUGACAAAUGUUCAUUUAGUUUUCUUUUUAAUUUGAACAGGUCUUGUUUUGUGCUUUAUUUUUCUUCAUGUAGAUCUUUAUAGUAAUUGAAGCUCUGUUUUUCUGAUACUUAGUCCCAAAUUCUUGGCAUAUACAUAUAGUUAAAGGGGUAGACCAACUAUAAGUAAUUAUCACCUAUCCCCUGGAUAGGUAAUAACUGCUAAAUUGUUGGGGGUCACUUUCAUGUCCCCAUUUUGAAUGGAACGUAAACUCUACAGGACAGAGUGCAUGCAUGACUGCUGCUCUGCUCAAACAGUGGAUACAGGACCCAUGUUCCGGCACCUGAAGGGAAUCCCAUCGGUUGGAACGCCACUAUCUAGCAGUUAUCACCUAGCCAGUAUAUGGGUGAUAAUUACUUAGAACCGGAAUACCCCUUU
Messenger RNA from Bufo bufo (common toad), 2179 nucleotides. RefSeq names its product extracellular serine/threonine protein kinase FAM20C-like. Gene Ontology annotation, biological process: protein phosphorylation. Gene Ontology annotation, cellular component: Golgi apparatus. Gene Ontology annotation, molecular function: phosphotransferase activity, alcohol group as acceptor. The record is from RefSeq and is a predicted model, not a curated record. The transcript is spliced from 10 exons. Bases 146 to 1729 code for a protein of 527 amino acids. Lineage: Eukaryota; Metazoa; Chordata; Amphibia; Anura; Bufonidae.